Molecule: messenger RNA, 1575 nt
Organism: Lachancea dasiensis
Lineage: Eukaryota; Fungi; Ascomycota; Saccharomycetes; Saccharomycetales; Saccharomycetaceae
Source: the annotation of a GenBank genome assembly
AUGUAUUUUGAAACGUACAAGAAUACGUUUGCAGUUGAUGUUCUGGAGAAUCUAGGCAUAGUUCGCGUUGGGAACUGCACUUUUCCGACGUCAGAGAAAAUCAGCGACCUGGAGGAUGACCCCAAGAAAUUUGACGGUGCCGAGAGUCCGGGGGAAUCUUUUGUAGAUCCUUUUCUCGUGGAAUUCAAUGGACCGAGCGAUCCCGAACAUCCCCACAACUGGUCCACUGCAAAGCGUUUUGUCACCGUCUGUAAUAUAAUGCUUCUAACCUGCGUCACUUAUAUGGGUACUUCUAUAUAUACCCCCGGCCAAGACCUAAUUCAGGAUGAGUUUCAUGUGAGUCACGUCGUUGGCACACUCAACCUAUCCUUGUACAUUUUGGGUUUUGGAUUGGGCCCAUUGGUAUUUGCGCCACUCUCUGAAUUUGUCGCCAUUGGCCGCCAACGGCUGUUUAUCGUAACCUUGUUUGUUUUUGCGAUGCUCCAAAUAGGCUGUGCUUUAGUUCAAGACAUCGCUGGUUUGAUUAUUCUGAGAUUUCUUGCCGGUGUGUUUUGCUCGCCAUCAUUGGCCAAUGGGGCAGCAGCCGUUGGAGACGUUGUGAAACCCCAGCAUGUUCCAGUCGUUCUUGGCUUAUGGGCAAUUGGGGCCCUGGCAGGGCCUGCCACAGGGCCACUGCUCGGAGCGGCUAUGAUUCAAGCGAAGGGAUGGCGGUACAUGUUUUGGAUAUUGAUGUGGAUCAGUUCCGCCGCAUUGUUGUUGCUGGUUUUCUUUUUCCCUGAAACCAACGAGGACAACAUUCUAUACAGAAGAUGCCAAAGAAUAAGGAAAUCGACCGGGGACAGCAGAUAUUACACCUUGAAGGCGAGAGAUGAGGAGAAGCUAACGUUCAAAGAUAUCUGCAUUACUACUUUGUACAGACCAUUCCAGAUAAUUGCUAGAGAGCCGAUUGUUAUCGCGCUAAACACAUAUCAUGCCGUUGAGUAUGGUGUUUUCUACUUGUUUUUCGAAGCUUUCCCUAUUGUCUUUUUAAAUGUCUACCAUUUUACCAGAGUUCAAUUGGGAUUAUCAUAUUUGGGAUUUUGUGUUGGUUGCCUUACUGCUUAUGGUGUGGCGAUGAUUUUCUUUUGGUGCUAUGCUACUAAGAAGAUUGCUGCAAACACCUUCACCCCGGAGACUCACUUAGUUUUGACCAUCUGGGUAUGCUGGACACUCCCCUGUUCACUUUUUCUGUUUGCAUGGGCUGCAUCUGUUCACUGGAUCAUACCUGUCAUCUCCGAAGUUCUCUUCAUAGUGGGCCAGUUCAAUAUUUUCCAGUCAGUCUUUUCCUAUAUGGCCAUGUCUUAUCCCAAAUACAUGGCUUCAGUUUUCGCAGGAAACAAUCUUUGUAGAUCUGUUUUUGCCUGCGUAUUCCCUCUUUUUGGGAGAGCAAUGUAUGACAAUCUGGCAAUCGACGGAUAUCCAGUGGGCUGGGGAUCGUCACUUGUUGGAUUUCUCUGUCUGGCUCUUAGUCUGGUGCCAUUGCUCCUAUAUAGCUAUGGGCCUUAUUUGCGGAGUAGGUCUACGUUCGCUGGGUGA